AUGAGGGAAUACAGGUGGAAGGAUUUCAUUCUCUCCAAUCCUGCUGUUGUUGACCAGAAUGCGCACGUGGACGAGGCCGAUAAGAACUCCGGCCGAGGAAACUGGGCCAGUAAGAAGGAGUACAUCCUUUCCACAAUCGGCUAUGCUGUCGGCCUCGGGAAUAUCUGGAGAUUCCCCUACCUGGCCUACAAGAACGGAGGGGGAGCCUUUCUUAUACCUUAUUUUGUGAUGUUGGUGCUCGCUGGGAUUCCUCUUUACUUCUUGGAAAGUGCAUUGGGACAAUUUUGCAGCCAAGGCCCAAUUCAUGUCUGGAGAGCAGUGCCAAUACUUCAAGGUGUCGGUGUCGCCAUGGUCAUUGUGACCUUCAUAUUAUCCACCUACUACAAUGCCAUCAUGGCCUACUGUCUGCACUACAUGUUUGCCUCCUUCCAGUCUUCUCUGCCCUGGUCCCGUUGCUUCAGUUGGACCAACAGCAACUGCGGCAACUCCUCAAUGGCCAACUGGACCACGGACAACAUGACUUGCCCUUCAUCUGACAUCAUCUUGGUGCCAGCGCAGAGUCCUAGUGAGCAGUACUGGGACCACACGGUUUUGCAGAGAUCGGGCGGUAUCGAGGAGACGGGUCCGAUAGUUUGGCAAUUGGCUCUCUGUUUGCUGCUCAGCUCCAUCCUUGUCGGUGCAGCGCUUGUCAGAGGCAUCAAGUCAUCAGGCAAAGUCGUGUAUUUCACUGCUACAUUCCCGUAUGUGGUGCUUGUGAUUCUGCUUAUCCGUGGAGUGACACUAGAGGGAGCCAGAGAUGGGAUAGAGUUUUAUAUAGGUUCCCAGUCCAACUUGACUAAGCUGUAUGAGGCACAAGUGUGGAAAGACGCAGCGACUCAGACCUUCUUUUCCCUGUCAAUUGGUUGGGGCGGAGUCAUGACCCUUGCUUCCUAUAGCAAAUUCCACAACAGCACGUUGAAGGAUUCAUUCAUUGUGACACUCACUAACGCUGGCACUAGCGUUCUGGCAGGUUUUGCCAUAUUUUCCAUUUUGGGCCAUAUGGCUCAUGUUUACCAAAUGCCUGUCGGGGAAGUGGUGAAGGAAGGUUUCGGCUUGGCCUUCAUCGCAUACCCAGACGCGCUGUCGAAACUGCCCGUUUCGCCACUCUGGUCAUUUUUAUUCUUUUUCAUGCUGCUGACUGUUGGCCUGGACUCCCAAUUUGGAGCGAUAGAGGUCAUCAGCACGUGCCUGAUUGACUCCUUUCCUACAAGCUUGACUUCCAAACACGCCACGUUGACCGUCAUGAUAAAUGUAUUCGUCUACCUUCUGGGUUUACCCUAUGUUACACAGGCUGGAAUAUACUGGGUGACUCUCGUGGACCAGUUUGUCGCAAGUUGGGUGAUUCUGAUUUUGGUUCUCUUGGAAAUUAUCGGUUUCAUCUAUAUAUAUGGGGGAGACCGUUUUAUUCUGGAUGCUGAGAUGAUGCUGGGCAAGAAGAGCUGCGCUUAUUGGUUCUGGUGGAAAGCAUGUUGGUUCUUUAUCAGCCCCUGUGUCAUAGUGGUGAUUCUGAUCUGGUCUCUGAUGAGCUUUACACCCCCCACCUAUGGAACAGUUCCAUACCCAGCCUGGGCCCUGGCUCUGGGAUGGUGCACGGAGUCCUUUAUCCUUCUUUGGAUUCCGCUCAUUGCUGUUUAUAAGCUGAUAAGAGAACAGGGGACACCAUGGGAGCGUGUGAAGUCUCUGUGCUCUCCCUCGGAACACUGGCAUCCUUAUCUGGUCGUCCAUCGCGGUGAGCGGUAUGCAGAAGGUCGCUGCGGGCGCAUAAACAACAACAACCUCACUAGACCAGAACCCAGUUUAAACAUCAUCUCCAACACAUUGCUCUGA
This is a messenger RNA of Nerophis lumbriciformis (worm pipefish), 1866 nucleotides long. NCBI's taxonomy places the organism in Eukaryota, Metazoa, Chordata, Actinopteri, Syngnathiformes, Syngnathidae. The record is from RefSeq and is a predicted model, not a curated record.